AUGCCUGCUGUUGGCUCUCCCGAGUGGUUGGCCGAGGACAAAGGCGCGGAAAUCCUCAUCUCCUGCUGGGUUUCCACCUUGAUCAGCUCCGCGUUUGUGCUGUCCAGAGUCUACGUCAACGGCUUCAUGAGGCAGAAGCUGCGCAGUGACGAUUGGUUUAUCAUCACCGGCCAGUUCUGCGGCUACCUGGCGGUCGGCUUCUCCACCGUCGCGGUCAUCCGCGGCAACGGCCGGCACAUGGCGGCGCUGUCGCUGGAGCAGCAGUCGGGCGUGAGGCUGUGGACGACGGUCGGCUUCGUCCCCGGGCUGCUGUCCUUUGGGCUGCCCAAGCUGGCCGUGGCGUCGCUCCUCACGCGCCUGCUCAACCCGAGGCGGUUCCACCGGUGGUUCCUCUGGUGGCUGGCCGUCUGGUGCCUCCUCUCGGUCAGCACCACCGGCAUCUUGUCGCUGGUCCACUGCACGCCCGCCAGCUCCAUGUGGGAUGUUUCGGUCGAGGGGUCCUGCACCGACGUGCGGAAUCUGAUCUAUUUUGGGUUGUAUGCUGGAGCAUUUUCUGCCUUUGUCGAUGUCUAUCUUGCCGUGUACCCCGCCGUUGUUUUGUUCGGGCUGCAAAUGAGCCUCAAGAAGAAGGUGGUGCUGUCCAGUGCACUGGGUAUCGGAUCAAUCUCCAGCGCCGUUGCCAUCUACAAGACAACCCGCUUACCCUCCAUUGGAAGCGAGGACUUUUCCUACGACACGUCCGACCUGGUCAUCUGGACCGUAGUCGAAGGCAGCGCCAUCAUAAUCGCCGCCUCCAUCCCCGUGCUGCAGCCGCUGCUCGAGGUCAUCAAGAAGCGCAACCCCUUUACGUCCCACGAGCGGUCCAAGCGGGACAGCCCGUCCUUCGGCUCCGGCUGGCGCGGCUACCGCUUCGAGCCCAGCGAGCGGGUCGGCGGCAAGCAGAAGCAGCGCGACGGCCGGGGCUUCGCCGUCGCCGCCGACGCCAGCGGCUUCGAGGAGCUCCUCAGCCCCCUCGACAAGACCCUGACCUCGUACGUGGCCGAGGCCUCGCCCGCGCCGCCCGCGUCUUCGACCAGCGGCCACGACGCGGAGAAGGGUUUUGCUGGUGGGGUGCCGGCUGGCGUGGCGAAUGGGCGCAUCAUGAGGACGGACGUGGUCGACGUUUCGUACCAUGCGAGGUGA
Molecule: messenger RNA, 1182 nt
Organism: Pyricularia oryzae 70-15
Lineage: Eukaryota; Fungi; Ascomycota; Sordariomycetes; Magnaporthales; Pyriculariaceae
Exons: 5
Coding region: 1-1182 (393 amino acids)
Source: RefSeq, a predicted model, not a curated record